Corylus avellana is the source of this 1119-nucleotide messenger RNA. Lineage: Eukaryota; Viridiplantae; Streptophyta; Magnoliopsida; Fagales; Betulaceae. The record is from RefSeq and is a predicted model, not a curated record.
AUGUCCGUCGACGGGCCGUUCAGACACAACGAAAGUACGUCAAAUAUAACGGUCUGUGCUCGCUUCAGGCCUUUGAGUUCGAAAGAGAAAAGAGAUCAUGGUGAUACUGUCUGUAUUCGAAGCAUUGACACUGAAACUUUCCCUUUCAAGGAUGAGAAGGAGGAAGAUUUCACUUUCAGCCUCGAUAGGGUAUUCUAUGAGGAAUCUAAGCAAGCUGAGGUCUAUGAAUUUCUAACUUUGCCUAUCGUUCGAGAUGCUGUUAAUGCAAUCAACGGGACGAUUAUUACUUACGGACAGGUAACAUCAUUGAAAGUGAACGCUGGGAAACUAGUCCUUGUGGACUUGGCAGGAUCAGAGAAAGUGGAGAAAAUGGGGGCUGAAUGGAGAGUUCUUGAAGAAGCUAAAAUGAUCAACAAGUCCCUCUCAGCCCUUGGGAAUGUUAUAAAUGCUUUGACAUGUGGCUCAGGCAGAGCAAACCACAUCUCAUAUCGUGAUUCCAAGCUUACUCGGAUUCUCCAGGAUGCGCUUGUUACUCUCAUCUUGCCGGGUGGGAUCUCCAGAACUGCUUUAUUGUGUUGUUGCUCACCGAGCUCUUCAAAUGCAUCAGAGAGCCUAUCCACUCUUCGGUUUGGCGGGAGGGCAAAGCAUAUCAAGUCAUCACCACGUGUUAACUGCAAUGAUGAUAAACUUGCUAAGAAGCAAGAAGUUCUCUAUCCAAAUAAAGAUGAAUCAUGCGAGAGAAUUUUAAACAAGUUGAGGGAGAGAUUGGAUAUUGAAGAUGUGAAAUUACUCAAAGAGUUGUUCAUACUGGAGGGAAUUUUCUUUGAUCCAUAUUCGGUUGAUGAAGAGCUGGAAACAGGUUAUGAUGAUGCUACUUUAGGGACAAUUUCCUUAUUACAACACGAAUUGGAAGAGCUUGUGCCUAAUUUCGAAGAGGGGGAGAACAAGGCUCUCAAAGACAGAAUAGCAGCCGUUGAAAGGCAUGAUGCACUCCGCAAGGAAGAUGGCAUAAUUUCAAAUGUUCUGGAUAAGAUUUCAGGCAUUAUCCGUUUCUUCAUUUUCUGGGGAUCAUUCUCUUCUGUCAAGAUGCCAUUUCAAGGUUCUGUCUCGCACACAUAA